GUGAAGAAUGGAAACAUCAGGAGAGUCGUAGACGAGGAUGUGGUGUCCCUCGCCCUGGAGAUCACAGGAACCAACGUCUCCACGACAUUCAUAUGCUCUCCAAAAAACCCCAAAACUGCCCUAGGAAUUUCCCUUCCAUUCAUGAUCAUGAUCAUAAAAAAUAUGAAGAGAUAUUUCACUUUUGAAAUAACUAUUCUUGAUGAUCAGAACAUGCACCGAAGAUUUCGAGCUAGUAAUUUCCAGAGUGUGACACGAAUUCGUCCUUUUGGUAUCGCAAUGCCAAUAUGUCUCUCCCCAGGUUGGAAUCAGGUUCAGUUCAACCUGGAGGAAUUUACCCGACGUGCGUACGGUACCAAGUACGUGGAGACAACGCGAAUGCAGAUUCACGCCAAUUGCAGAUUGAGGAGAGUGUAUUUUGCGGAUAGAUUGUACUCGGAGAUGGAAUUGCCGGAGGAUUACAGAUUAGUCUAUCCAUCGAGCAAGACGGAGAAGAAGGAAGUGGUGAAGGAGAGCUCGAAGACGUCCGUUGGAAGGGCAUCGAGGGCUUCCAGGAGUUGGAGAGGAUAUGGAGAGUACGGGGAGGAGUCAGUGGGUUCGAUUCCCUCGAGGACUCCAGUGUCUCCGGUCAGUCCUGAGGGCUCUUGGAGGCUCUCUGUGCAUGUGCCCUUGGGGCAGUACGAGGAAGAGGACGAGGGGAGUGGAGUCUCGCGAGGGGGGAGCGAAAGGAAAGCCACUGGAGAAUUUGUGAGAGCAUCUGCAGGGGGUCCAGAGGUUUCAGUGAUUCCAGAGGCUCCAGAGGUUCUAGAAGUUUCAGAAGUUCCGAGAGUUUCAGAAGUUCCGAGAGUUUCAGAAGUUCCAGAAGUUUCAGGAGUUCCGGAAGUUCCAGAAGUUCCGGAAAUUCAAGAAGAUCAGCCUCAAGAGACUCUAGAGAACGAGGGACCAGAAGGUGAGGGUGGAGAGAGGGAAAAUAAAGGGCAGAAGGACCUGGAGGUAGUGGAGGAAAACGAAGAGAAGGUCGAGGUAAUUGAGGCAGAUGGAGGAGGCAAUGAAAAUGAGGAAGACAAACCCGCAGUUGUGGAAGAAGAAGAAGUUGAGGCGAACGAGGAAAAUUAAGAGAUUCAUGAUGCAUUGAAAAAAUCUUAAUUGAUUCGGAAUUCUCUUGACUCAUUGAGACACAGAAUAUUCCAAUUUAAUUAGAAUGCAUGGGAUAAUAACGAUCGGAUAUUUAAUUUUGUUU
Fopius arisanus is the source of this 1237-nucleotide messenger RNA. RefSeq lists its product as uncharacterized. Gene Ontology annotation, cellular component: ciliary basal body; motile cilium. Lineage: Eukaryota; Metazoa; Arthropoda; Insecta; Hymenoptera; Braconidae. The record is from RefSeq and is a predicted model, not a curated record. Gene Ontology annotation, biological process: regulation of cilium beat frequency involved in ciliary motility; positive regulation of cell motility; cilium assembly.